AUGGCAGGACCGCCCUCCCCCGUCCUGAUCCUGAUUCUUUUCAACCGGAGGCUGAUUCAACUUUGCGUGGCGCCAUCAUACUUCAUCAUGCGGCUGUCAGACUCAGCUGGAACAAAGCUCCUAGGCUUUGAGAUGCGUUUCAUGCGUGAUAAUUAUUUCUUCUUUUCAAGGCGAACAAAGGAUUUUGUCAGCGACGGCCAUUCCCACGAACGCGUCAAUGUGGCGAGGUUACGCCGCGCCGGCGAGGUAGAAGCACGUAUCGAGGCUGGUUGGGGUCAGAGGGCCCGCCCCCGGGACCCUCUUGAGGAGGACGACUCGGCGGCGUCGGCGGCAGCAGCGGGGACCGGGACCACGACGGCGAGAGGGGGCCGAGAGGAGGCGGCGGUGGACGUCAUCACUAUCACCACCACCAUCCAACUGCCGCUGGUGCCACUUCUCACCCCCUUCCGCCACGGCCGCCGCCAGUUUCCAGUAGUCAUACAUCGGGUUUCCGCUGCGCAGGAUCUGUUCCAGCGCGCCCUGUGUCCAAGGCCCGGCCAGGUCUUUGCCCCCACCCGAGGGGCGCCAACCGGCUAGCCCCUUCCCCCCGGUACCGGGGGGAAGGGUCCUCCUCCUUCUCCUCUGCCUUCUCCUCCUCCACACUUUCUCGCUGGCGCUUGCGGGUGCGACGUUGACGAUUAUUCUUCCUCUGGCAGUGUGGUCCCUUGUUCGAUGCAGUUGGCACACGCGGC
Messenger RNA from Aspergillus japonicus CBS 114.51, 731 nucleotides. RefSeq lists its product as uncharacterized. Lineage: Eukaryota; Fungi; Ascomycota; Eurotiomycetes; Eurotiales; Aspergillaceae. The transcript has 3 exons. The record is from RefSeq and is a predicted model, not a curated record. The coding region runs from base 1 to 576 and encodes 191 amino acids.